This is a messenger RNA of Aspergillus alliaceus, 642 nucleotides long. RefSeq lists its product as uncharacterized. The coding region runs from base 1 to 642 and encodes 213 amino acids. The transcript is spliced from 4 exons. Lineage: Eukaryota; Fungi; Ascomycota; Eurotiomycetes; Eurotiales; Aspergillaceae. The record is from RefSeq and is a predicted model, not a curated record.
AUGGAGACCCUGUUAAGCUAUGGUGUCACAUACCUAGCGACAAACAACUCCACUCUGGCAACCCUUGUUGCUGCUUUCUAUGGGCUCUUUCUCAAACGAGCCCCCCAGCGUCUCACCAUCCGCGCCGUCAUACUAUGCCAAUCAUCGGGGCCUCCGUUGGCAGAAUCAGAUAUUAACGAAUUCCUACAGUACGAUGGACCAGCCAAAGAAGCCAUUAAUAUAACCAUCGAGCACGAAAGUAUGCUCUACGAUGAUUCUCUACGGGAUCUCCCGAUUCGAGAUAUUUGCCGUAAGCUCGCUGGCUUACAUAGUUUUAAAGGGCAUUGCCUCCGAAUCGUGCCUGAGAGAGCAAGCGAGGACAUAGAUGAGGUUGGUCAGUUGUUUGGUUGUUGCCUCAUAUUGAUGCAUCUGAAGGAGUUCUAUGAAAAUUACUUGGAUAUUGCUCCUAGUCACGGUGGACCGAACAUGAAUGAGGUUUCACGUCACCUCCAGCGGUUCAAUAAAGAAUUCGGGCCAUAUAUCAGUAUACUACCAAAUGACCAGACUGUCGAGAUUGUUAGAGGGUUUGAUGAUCCGCGGCUUGAAGAGAUGUUCAAUAUGCUUAUUAAGAGGAAUAGACGGAAUACUUUGAGAAGGACAUGA